UACUGGCAGCCUCAUCUACUUCCUUGUGCUCCCCCCCUCAAGCCAAGCAGUACAACAUCCUUUCAAGACGCGCGAAGCCAACUGAGCAGGCAAGUGUCAUGUCCAUUACGUACUUAUGCCGUCUGCUUACAUUCAUUUGCAUAAGAUCCAUGUAGAUAAUACAAACAAUUGCCAAACCUUGGUACAAAUGUCUCGUGAUCGUGCUAAUUGGGAUGACCGUAAGUUGUCCCUGAUGCUUGACCUAGUGGCUAAGCAGAAAGAACUUGCGGAAUAUGCACCAUGGUUUGAUGGAUGCAUAGGUGCUAUAGAUGGCACUCACAUACCGGUGGAAGUGAAUCAAGAAGCCAAAGCUGACUUCAUUAAUAGGGACGGAGAAGUUUCGAUUAAUGUUUGCGCCAUAGUGGACAUGCAUGGCCGAUUCACCUAUGUGGGAGCCGGGAAGGCGGGUGCAUGUCAUGAUAUGGCGGUUCUCCAAGAUUGUCAGGCGGAUCAAAGAUUCCCACAUCCACCACCAGGCCGGUACUACCUGGCGGACUCGGGUUAUAUCGAGCAGCAAGGGUAUAUGACUCCUUUUCGUGAUACUAGGUACCAUAGGCCACAUUUUAGGGGAGUUGAUGUUCGCACAUUAGAUCGUCACGAGAAAUUUAACUACAUUCACUCCAAGCUGCGCAAUAUCAUUGAACGGAGGUUUGGGCAUUUGAAAGAGCGGUGGCAUAUCCUAGAAGGGGUUCCAUUCUUCAGGAGGGAAAAGCAAGCAUGGAUUAUCAUAUCAUGCUUUGCAAUGGAGAAUUAUCUGUGGCUGCGUCAAUAUGGAGAUGAUUCAACUUACAAUCCGUCGGAGUGGGUGGCGAUGAAUACUACAACUGAUACCUCAGAACUGAGGGAGUUAGUUUCUGCUGCUGUGUGGCCGGCAUGAUUCAUAAUUUGUUGCUGGUGAAUGGACUCUUAAUUUGGUAGUAAAAAUGGUCUUCUAUUUAUGCUCACUUGCAUGUACCUGUUCUUUUAUUUACUGGUUGAAUUGGAGUUCGUAUC
This is a messenger RNA of Panicum virgatum (switchgrass), 1032 nucleotides long. RefSeq names its product putative nuclease HARBI1. Lineage: Eukaryota; Viridiplantae; Streptophyta; Magnoliopsida; Poales; Poaceae. The transcript is spliced from 3 exons. The record is from RefSeq and is a predicted model, not a curated record. The coding region runs from base 116 to 916 and encodes 266 amino acids.